AUGACUUUGUGCAUUAUUACAAAAAAAUCUCCAGAAAGUGAUCCAAGUGUAAAUAAGAAUGAUUCUACUGAAGCAACAAAACCACUCAAUAGCCACGAGUAUUCUACCAAAAAGGCAAAAAAAAAGUUUAAGGCCGAAAAGGUAAACAUUACUAAUGUUGAAAUCAAUGGACCAGCUGAAACCUCUGUCCCUGAUAGACGUCUAACCGUACCUAAAGUGAACUCUACUCCUAACAGGAACGCCAAAGUAGGUAUUAAGCCAAUUUUAAGAGGAGCAGACCCCGAUAAUUCCUUAGAUGUCACUAAUGUUCCACAAAUUAAAAGGAAGAAAAGGAAUAAGUCAGUAAGCUUUAUUUUGGAAGAGAAUGAAGGAGUUGCCAUUAAAAAAACUAAAUCAAAUGACACAAUAUUGUGCAAAAAUGAAAAAAGCAAAAAUAAAAAGAUUAAACAUGAAAAAGAAAACAAGAAUGAUAAUAAUGUUAAAAUUGAUGUCGGUUCUAGUGAAGAAAAUACACAGAGACCUAUACGCACUGGAAAAAAAGUCCCGGGGAAUAUUGUUAAAAAGCGUAAACCUAAAAGUCAAAUAGUUGAGUGUGAGGUGAAUGAAGCGGCAAUGGAUAUAGAAAAAAAUGAAUUUGAAGGAGAUGAUAAGAAACUAUCAGAACCUGUUGCUGAGAAAGGAAAAAAAAAGAAGAAGAAUAAACAUAUAAAAAAACAAACAAGCAGUGAUAAAGUUGACUCAACUGAAACAGAACCAGAUAAAGAUGUAGCUGCAGUUAAAAAAAUAAAGAAAAAAUCUAAAGUUGAAACUGGAGACAUGGAGGUGCCAGAAAAGGUGGCAAUAAAGAAAAAACCACCAGGCAUAGCAGAGGGAAUUAAAAACCUUAAUAUAGGAGACAAUCCUCACAGUCUCACUAAGCUUAUAGAGGGAAUAACAGUCACGAAAAGCAAAAAAAAGAAUAAUAAAAAACGUAAAAAUAGGAAUGCAAAUGCUGCUGUCCUAGUACAGAACUUACCGUUUAAUAUUAUUUUAAAUUACAAGCAGAAACUUAAGGAAUUGUUUUCUCCCUAUGGUGCAGUUCAUUCAGUUGGUAUUGCAGAUUUGACAUGUGAUAAAGACCCUCAACCAUUGUUUACAACGCGAGUUUUCUUCAAAACAGAAGCUGAGGCAACAGCGGCUUUAGAAGAAGACAAGGCAAUGUUUGAAAAUAGUAUAAUACGGGUUAAGAAGUUUAUUAAUAUGGAAAAGCAUUCAUUUAAGCCUGGCCCUUGGGCAAACAGAGCCAAUAAAUGCAAAUCAGGGGUAUUGAAGGCCGAUUCAACUGAAGAAAAAAUAGAAUCAGAUGAAUAUUGA
Leptosia nina is the source of this 1353-nucleotide messenger RNA. Lineage: Eukaryota; Metazoa; Arthropoda; Insecta; Lepidoptera; Pieridae. The record is from the annotation of a GenBank genome assembly.